Molecule: messenger RNA, 14947 nt
Organism: Mus caroli (Ryukyu mouse)
Lineage: Eukaryota; Metazoa; Chordata; Mammalia; Rodentia; Muridae
Gene: Akap6
Product: A-kinase anchoring protein 6
Cellular component (GO): perinuclear region of cytoplasm; sarcoplasmic reticulum
Molecular function (GO): protein kinase A binding; transmembrane transporter binding
Source: RefSeq, a predicted model, not a curated record
CAUAAUGAGCUGCAUCAUCUGAACUGAUGUCACAGCAUCAUGCAGCAGGUCAAACAAGGCAUCUCCUAGUAUUGCAUCCUACAGAUGUGCUGUAAACAUCAAAAGGCGACGUUGGGAGCAGGAGAUGGCAAAAUGGCAUUUCUUGCUGAAGAAACUCAAAGGACCUCCAGGAGGCACAUCAGCGCCUGAAUCCUGCAGAACUGUUAGCAACGUCAGGAUCACAGCAAAGUGUGCGAUAAACAGAAGCCACGCUCAGCUCGGGUGGUGGGAAGUGGAGAGAGCAGACGGCUGGACGGAGCUUUCAGGCCCUAGCAUGCCGAUGGCAUAGCUGUUUUGGAAAGAAGUAAGGCUUAGAUUUCUCCAUGUUAACCAUGAGCGUGACCCUUUCCCCACUGCGGUCCCAGGACCCAGACCCCAUGGCGACUGAUGCCUCGCCCAUGGCCAUCAACAUGACACCUACCGUGGAGCAGGAGGAAGGAGAGGGAGAAGAGGCCGUGAAGGAUGUGGAUGCUGAGCAGCAGUAUGGAAAGCCACCUCCACUCCACACAGCAGCUGACUGGAAGAUUGUCCUGCACUUACCUGAGAUUGAGACCUGGCUCCGGAUGACCUCAGAGAGGGUCCGUGACCUAACCUACUCGGUCCAGCAGGAUGCAGACAGCAAGCAUGUGGAUGUGCAUCUAGUUCAGCUAAAGGAUAUUUGCGAGGAUAUUUCCGACCACGUAGAGCAGAUCCAUGCCCUCCUUGAGACGGAGUUCUCCCUGAAGCUGCUGUCCUACUCGGUCAAUGUCAUCGUAGACAUCCACGCAGUGCAGCUGCUCUGGCACCAGCUCCGCGUAUCCGUGCUGGUCCUCCGAGAGCGCAUCCUACAAGGUCUGCAGGACGCCAAUGGCAACUACACCAGGCAGACUGACAUUCUGCAAGCGUUCUCUGAAGAAACAACGGAGGGCCGGCUUGACUCCCUCACAGAAGUGGACGACUCAGGGCAGUUAACUAUCAAAUGCUCUCAGAAUUAUUUGUCUCUGGAUUGUGGUAUUACUGCCUUUGAACUUUCUGACUACAGUCCAAGUGAGGAUCUGCUGGGUGGCCUGGGCGACAUGACCACUAGCCAGGCCAAAACUAAAUCGUUUGACUCUUGGAGUUACAGCGAGAUGGAAAAGGAAUUUCCCGAGCUCAUCCGAAGCGUUGGGCUGCUUACAGUGGCCACCGAGCCUGUCCCUUCCAGCUGUGGAGCAGCCAAUGAGGACUCAUCUCAAGUGACCCUUUCAGAAGACCACAGAGCUGGACAUGAGGAAGACGGCGCUCCUGAACCUGGAGAGCAGCUGGGCUCAACACUGGGGACGUCUUCCUUAGGGGACACACUGACAAACGCUGCUGAACACCCUCCGGAGACAGCAAACCAAGACUCUACUUCCUCUCCGCAGCUUGGUGCGAAAAAAUCCCAGCCUGGUCCUUCUGAAAUGAUGACUCCCAAGAGAUCCAUCCGCGAUUGCUUUAAUUAUAAUGAGGACUCUCCCACGCAGCCCACAUUGCCCAAAAGAGGGCUAUUUCUAAAAGAAACUCUUAAGAACGAGCGGAGAGGCAGUGAUGGGAAGGGGUGGGUGGUUGACCUGAAGCCUGAGCUGAGCAGAAGCACCCCGUCCCUGGUGGAACCCCCUGACAGAUCGAAGCUCUGCCUAGUGUUGCAGUCUUCCUACCCCAGCAGCCCUUCGGCCGCCAGCCAGUCCUAUGAAUGUUUGCACAAGGUGGGGAUCGGCAAUCUUGAAAACAUAGUCAGAAGUCACAUUAAAGAAAUUUCUUCCAGUUUGGGAAGGCUUACUGACUGCCAUAAAGAGAAACCACGACUGAAAAAGCCUCACAAGACCUUGGCCGAGGUGCCCCUGUGCAAACUACCUAAACGGGGAACUGGUUCAGGAAAGCAAUCUGAGAAUACCAAGAGCUCAGCCAUGCCGACCAUGGUGUCUCCUGGAGCUCCGAAAGCCACGGCAGGACCAGCAACAGAUUCUGAGUCUACAACCUCAGGUGACACGUGCCAUCAGAGAAAUCGGGGUGGAAAAUUGCCAGCGCAGUCGAAGGCCUCCAGCUCAUCCCCUUGUAGUCACAGCAGUGAGUCCUCUCUUGGCUCAGACAACAUCAAAUCCCCACUUCCUCUUCUUUCAAAAAGCCAAAAAGGCUCCCCACCCACUCCAUGUCACGCCACACAGAGCGGUCAGGUGGUGGAGGCCUGGUACGGCUCUGAUGAAUACCUAGCGCUGCCAUCUCACCUUAAACAGACGGAGGUGUUAGCUCUGAAACUGGAGAACCUAACCAAGCUUCUACCCCAGAAACCCAGAGGAGAGACUAUCCAGGAUAUUGAUGACUGGGAACUGUCUGAGAUGAAUUCAGACUCUGAAAUCUAUCCAACGUACCACAUCAAGAAAAAACACACAAGGCUAGGCACCGUCUCUCCGAGCUCAUCCAGCGACAUAGCCUCAUCUCUCGGGGAGAGCAUUGAAUCUGGGCCCCUGAGUGACAUUCUUUCUGAUGAGGACUUAUGUCUGCCCCUGUCCGGCAUGAAAAAGUUCAUUGAUGAGAAAUCAGAGAGACCUUCAUCCUCUGAGAAGAAUGAGAGCCAUUCUGCUACAAAAUCAGCCUUAAUUCAGAAACUAAUGCAAGAUAUUCAGCACCAAGAUAACUAUGAAGCCAUCUGGGAAAGAAUUGAGGGGUUUGUGAACAAGCUGGACGAAUUCAUUCAGUGGCUAAACGAAGCCAUGGAGACCACGGAGAACUGGACUCCGCCUAAAGCCGAGACGGACAGCCUCCGGCUGUACCUGGAGACACACUUGAGCUUUAAGUUGAACGUAGACAGUCACUGUGCCCUCAAGGAAGCCGUGGAGGAAGAAGGACACCAACUUCUUGAGCUCGUUGCGUCUCACAAAGCAGAAGGACUGAAGGACACGCUGAAGAUGAUUGCAAGUCAAUGGAAGGAGCUGCAGAGGCAAAUCAAACGGCAACACAGCUGGAUUCUCAGAGCCCUGGACACCAUCAAAGCCGAGAUACUGGCUACUGAUGUGUCUGUGGAGGACGAGGAGGGGACGGGGAGCCCCAAGGCUGAGGUUCAGCUCUGCUACCUGGAAGCGCAGAGAGACGCUGUGGAGCAGAUGUCCCUCAAGCUGUACAGCGAGCAGUAUACCAGUGGUAGCAAGAGGAAAGAAGAGUUUGCUGACAUGUCGAAAGCCCAUUCGGUGGGAAGCAAUGGGCUUCUGGACUUUGAUUCAGAAUAUCAGGAGCUCUGGGAUUGGCUGAUUGACAUGGAGUCCCUUGUGAUGGACAGCCACGACCUGAUGAUGUCAGAGGAGCAGCAGCAGCAUCUUUACAAGCGCUACAGCGUGGAAAUGUCCAUCAGGCACCCGAAAAAGACAGAGCUACUUAGCAAGGUUGAAGCUUUGAAGAAAGGUGGCCUUUCACUACCAAAUGAUAUCCUGGAAAAAGUGGAUUCAAUUAAUGAAAAAUGGGAGCUGCUUGGGAAAACCCUAAGAGAGAAGAUACAGGACACAAUGGCAGGCCACAGUGGGUCGGGCCCACGUGACCUGCUCUCUCCUGAAAGCGGAAGCCUGGUAAGGCAGCUGGAGGUCAGGAUCAAAGAGCUGAAAAGGUGGCUAAGAGAUACAGAGCUUUUCAUCUUCAAUUCCUGUCUGAGACAAGAGAAGGAAGGAACGAGCGCCGAGAAACAACUCCAAUACUUUAAGUCGCUCUGUCAUGAGAUCAAGCAGCGGCGUAGAGGAGUGGCCUCCAUUCUGAGGUUGUGCCAGCACCUUCUGGAUGACCGGGACACUUGUAAUCUGAAUGCGGAUCACCAGCCCAUGCAGCUGAUCAUUGUAAACCUUGAAAGAAGGUGGGAAGCCAUCGUCAUGCAAGCUGUCCAGUGGCAAACACGGUUACGAAAGAAGAUGGGAAAAGAAUCUGAGACUCUGAAUGUGAUUGACCCUGGCUUGAUGGACCUGAAUGGAAUGAGUGAGGAUGCCCUGGAAUGGGAUGAGACAGACAUAAGUAACAAACUCAUUAGUGUGCAUGAAGAAUCCAACAACCUUGAUCAAGACCCAGAGCCUAUGGUUCCAACAGUGAAACUUGAAGAGACACACCACAAGGACUCCGGUUAUGAAGAGGAGGCAGGUGACUGUGGAGGGUCCCAGUAUACCUCAAACAUCACUGCCCCUUCCAGCCCACACAUUUACCAAGUGUACAGUCUCCACAAUGUUGAGUUCCACGAGGACAGCCACACUCCGUUUCUAAAAAGCAGCCCCAAGUUCACAGGCACAGCGCAGCCCACUGUUUUAACUAAGAGCCUCAGUAAAGAUUCUUCAUUUUCAUCCACAAAAUCGUUACCAGACCUUUUAGGCGGUUCCAGCUUGGCAAGGCCUUACUCGUGUCAGAGUGGAGACUUGAGCCAGAAUUCAGGCAGUGAGAGUGGAAUUGUCAGCGAAGGAGACAAUGAGAUGCCAACCAACUCCGACAUGAGCUUGUUCAGUAUGGUCGAUGGGUCCCCGAGUAACCCUGAAACACAACAUCUGGACCCACAAAUGAGAGAUGCAGCCAAUGUGCUGGAGCAAAAAUUUAAAGAUGAGGGGGAGUGCAUUAAGCUUUCAAGUGUCUCUCAGGCAUCUGUCUCACCAAUGGGUUGUGUAAAUGGGAAAGCUGGGGACUUAAACAGUGUUACCAAACACACCACUGAUUGCUUGGGAGAAGAAUUACAAGGAAAACACGAGGUGUUUACAUUUUAUGACUACUCGUACCUCCAAGGCUCAAAGCUCAAAUUUCCAAUGAUAAUGAAACAGCCGCAAAGUGAGAAGGCCCAUUUGGAGGAUCCCCUUCUUCGUGGUUUCUAUUUUGAUAAAAAGUCCUGCAAACCUAAACAUCAGGCUUCUGAGUCACAACCAGACGUGCCCCUCCAUGAAAAGAUCUUGGCAAGUGCCCCCCACGAGAUGGGUCGAAGCUCAUACAAAAGUAGCGACAUAGAGAAGACACUCGCGGGCAUCCAGAAUGCCCGACAGCUCUCCCUUUUAUCUCGUAGCUCAUCGGUAGAGUCCCUUUCCCCAGGGGGUGAUUUGUUUGGAUUGGGAAUCUUUAAAAAUGGCAGUGACAGCCUCCAGCGAAGCACUUCUUUAGAAAGUUGGUUGACAUCCUAUAAGAGCAACGAGGAUCUUUUUAGCUGUCACAGCUCUGGGGACAUAAGUGUGAGCAGUGGCUCGGUUGGUGAGCUGAGCAAGAGGACAUUAGAUCUUUUGAAUCGUCUGGAGAACAUACAGAGCCCCUCAGAGCAAAAGAUCAAGAGGAGUGUUUCGGAUAUCACUCUGCAAAGCAGUUCCCAAAAGAUGUCCUUCAGUGGCCAGAUGUCACUGGAUGUCGCAUCCUCUAUCAAUGAAGACUCGCCGGCAUCUCUUACCGAACUGAGUAGCAGUGAUGAGCUCUCUCUUUGCUCGGAGGACAUUGUGUUACACAAAAACAAGGUCCCAGAGUCCAACGCAUCAUUCAGGAAGCGCCUGAAUCGCUCGGUGGCUGAUGAGAGCGACGUCAAUGUCAGCAUGAUUGUCAACGUCUCCUGCACCUCUGCUUGCACUGAUGACGAAGACGACAGCGACCUCCUCUCCAGCUCCACUCUCACCUUGACGGAAGAAGAGCUGUGUCUCAAAGAUGAGGAUGACGACUCCAGUAUUGCAACGGAUGAUGAAAUUUAUGAGGAAAGCAACCUGAUGUCCGGGCUGGACUACAUCAAGAACGAACUGCAGACGUGGAUAAGACCCAAACUUUCCUUGUCGAGAGAAAAGAAACGGCCCAGCAUCACCGAUGAAAUAAAGGUCAAUAAAGAUGGAGGAAGCACUGAGAGGGCCAAUCCCUCGGACACCCUGGACAUUGAGGCCCUUCUAAAUUGCUCCAUAAAACGUCUCUCUGAAAACAACGGGAAUGGUAAGAACCCACCCAGAACUCAUGACUUAGGAACCAAAGGUGAAAAUAAGAAAAAUACGUACGACGUUACUAAAGAUCCGCAUGUGGCCGACAUGGAAAAUGGCAAUGUUGAAAGUACUCCAGAAAGAGAAAAGGGGAAGCCAGGGAUUCCAGAGGCAUCAGAGAACCUUGCUUCAAAUGUGAAAAAGAUUUCUGAAUCCAAGCACAGCGAGUAUGAAGCAUUAAUGGAUGGUUCUGAUGAUUCAAAUGUCGCUGGGAAGGAAUGUGGUCCCCCAAAUGAUAGGCAUCCUCCACAGGUUGGUUCCGAUCCCCAGCAUCCUGAAAGGGGUGACUGCACAUCAGUCCAGAACUCUUGCUCAGGACUACUGUUGGAAACCAGCAGCGGAAGCAGACAAGAUAGUGAUGGACUCAAAUCUUUGUCUAAUGAUGCACCAAGUGUGGCUAGAAACGCUGCUGGUUGCUGCCUACUCGAACAAAAUGAGACAGAGGAAAGUGCUUCUAUCAGCAGCAGCACUUCCUGUUGCAACUGCAAGCCAGAUGUUUUCCAUCAAAAAGAUGAUGAAGAUUGUUCGGUACAUGACUUUGUUAAGGAAAUCAUUGACAUGGCAUCAACAGCCCUCAAAAGUAAAUCACAACCUGAGAGUGAGGUGGCCGCUCCCACGUCACUGACCCAAAUUAAGGAGAAAGUGUUAGAGCAUUCGCAUCGGCCCAUACACCUGAGGAAGGGAGAUUUUUACUCCUACUUAUCUCUUUCGUCCCACGACAGUGACUGUGGGGAGGUCACCAAUUACAUAGAUGAGAAGAGCAACACCCCAUUGCCACCAGACACCGUGGACUCUGGCUUAGAUGACAAGGAAGACAUGGACUGCUUCUUUGAAGCUUGUGUUGAGGACGAGCCUGCUGAUGAGGAAGCCCAUCUCUCCAGUGCCCUUCCAAAUGAAUCAGAAGUCCAGGAUGAAGCUGCUAAGCCAGAACAAAUGACAGCCGGCUCUUCUGUGUUCAGUGAUGAGACAGACACGGUGCCUCUUUCAGGACUUUCCCCUCAGAAGGGAGCUGAUGAUGCAAAGGAAGGAGAUGGUGCGUCCCACACUUCCCAGGGCUGUGUGGAGAGUGCAGAGCCUACCACCUCCCCAGGAAAGGCCAAGAGAGAGGGGAGUUCAAGAAAGCAAAGUGUAUCAGGAACGCCAGAAGAAAACGCUGCUUCAGCCAAACCGAAAAUUCAAGCUUUCUCUUUGAAUGCAAAACAGCCAAAAGGCAAGGCUGCACUGUAUCCCAGCCCCCAAACUUUAACCUGCAAAGAGAAGCUCGUAAGCUUUCAUGAAGAUCGACAUAGUAACAUGCAUAGGUAGAAUGUAAUGCCCCCAAGCAUGGAACUCAUCUCAUUGAAAGAUAGCCUGGCUGAAGCUCGGGGCUGGCCUGACCCACCCUGGGCUGGUCUUGGGUUCCAUCCUGUUAUCAUCACUGCCUCCUGCCACGUUGACUUCCUGAAGACGAACCUUCCUUCUGAAUGCGGUCUGUCCACGUGGGCCUCCCGAUCUGGAUGUGUGCAUUGCUCCUCUUAGGUGAUCGUCUUAGUUCCUCAAAGCUGCUUGUUCUCCCGUGGAUUCCUGUCCCAAGCUACCUCUGGCAACCCUCUCUCUCCAGCAAGACUUCUGUUUUCCCUCCCCCUCCCACCUCCUUUUAAAGCUCUGCCGUUCACCAAAUUGAUGGUCCAUUAAACCCACUGUCUGGAAUGGCACCCCUCCCAUCAGUACUUGACCAAUUUUAUGUUUUGCUCUGAAAUUUUUCAUGAUAUUAUACCUAUGUUUAUUGAAAGAGAUUUACCUAAAAAGCCAGCCCUUGAUUUGAUUGUAGUAUAGAAGAGACACAUUGAUCCUUAUGACAAAAUUAAGUGAUGUUUUGAAAGCGCCAUUUUAAUUAUUUCUUUUUAGUAAUGAUCUAUGCAGCACUUCAAGAAACAACUAUAACAGUGUUGUAUCGUAUAAACUGGUACAUUCUACUAUUAAGUUUGUUUUUGAUUUCUCUGCUUCUUGAGGUGGUAAUGAGAAAAAUGUUUUUUUUUUUUUAAAACGGUGUGCCUUGCUGUAUUUCUUAUACCAUUUAUUAAAAAGCUGCUUUUGUGGUAAUAUUAUGUUGGUUUGAAAGGAGGAAAUAGCAAGGUUAAGAUGCGUGAAUAAUUUCUGUAUAUAUGUAUAAGCUAGUACAAACACUGAUGUAUGACAGUAUAAAAUGCUUUCAUGUUUGUGAUGUCCAGUGAUGUGGAGAAUAUAAGCCUUAAACCCGUUCAAUUGCAUGGUAAUUAAAAUUGGCAUAAUAAAAAUAGCUUAUUGGGGGAAAGGAAAAUUAAUGAUCUCUUCUACCUGUGUUUUUACCAAAUUCUUGCAUCUGGUUCUAGAAAAGAAAAAGAAUCAAACUCCAUAUAUUAGCUUCCAAAAUAUCCAUAUUGCACAGAAGGCUUACAUUGCUUAGACUACAGACUAGGCCUGAAGCCUUCAUAAUUUUCAAAAAUCUUUCUGUUUCACUGUAAACAUCCUGAAAUAGCAAAGGUUUAAAGGCCAUUUCCAUCAACAAUGUUUUAUUCUAAAUGUUUUUGUUUCUACUUGCUAAUGGUUUAAAGUUGUAUUUGGAGAUCUCUUACAUGCCCUAAUUUAUUUUAAAUAUUUGAAUGGUUUUGGUGGAUGGUAUAGAAAAUUUGAUUAUUAUUUUAUUUAAACUAUAGAUUUCAGGUAUAUUUAUUUUGUUAAGAAAAAUCAACAGAGGAAUAUUCCAUUUGGUCUUUUUUUUUUUUUUUGACUUGAAGAAUUCAGCUUUUAAUUUAUAUCAUAACUCCUACUAAAGUGCCUGACACACAGUAGGUAUUUCAUAGAGUUUCCUGAAUUUGAGUAUUGAGUGGGGUUUUACAUAUAUAUAUAUCUAUAUAUGUUUCCUGCAUUAAAACUAGAAAAAGAUGUGCAAAGUGAAGCACAUCUAUAAUCACACAUUUAUAAUCAGAUUUCCAAAAGCCAAGAGAACAUGACAGACAUAUGUAGCCACCGAAAUGACAAUCAUUCAUUCAAUAGAUCACUCAUUAGCAUCUUUUGCCUGCAAGUCACUAUUUUAGAUUCGGGGAGAGCAGCUAUGAACGAUGCACUGCCUUUGGAGGUUUAUCUAUGUUUGAGACAGAGUGACUGACCACACAGAUGUGUGUUUCAUAACGUCCUACAGAUGAGGAAGAAAGCAAGUGUAGAGAAAGAGCCACAAUGAGAGAGACAGCGGGUGAGAGGCUGGGGCAAAGAGAAAGGCUAUGGGAGAACAGGGGUUAGCAGGGCUUCACUACAUGUGUGAAAAGAGAGAAGGCCAAAUAGAGAGGCCUGCAAGAUGUUUACAGAGCGGACAUGGAGUGUUUGUGUGCUGUGUACUAGGUAUAGGAGACCCAGUAGCUUGUGUGGGGCUUUAUUUUAUCCCACAAUUGUAACUUUACUGGCGCCCUCCCAGGAACACUUAAAUAAUUUUGAGUGGGUUUUGCCCCUUCUAACCUUUGCUGCACAUAUUUUUAAAUGGAUGGCUCAUUCUAGGCUUUUGGGUAUGUAGUGACUUCUUCCAACGGAGUCUUAGAGAGACAUCUAGUUAUAGUGUUCAUGAGGAUCACAAAGGGGAGAUGUUAGACAUAACUAUGUGGUAGGGGGAAAGAAAGAGGGAAAUUAGCUAGAUUUAAGGCAAUGACAGAGUGCACAGGGAUGGUAGCCUGAAAUACAGAGAAAGACAGAUCCUAGAGUCCUGAAAAGUAUUUGAACAUUUUUGGACCUCUGUUAGGAUAUGGCAUUAUUUUAUAUACUGAGACAACCUGAAUUUCUCUUAGUCAGUAAGUAAUGUCAAGUCUAAGUCUAUUGAAAAGACAUUCAAAAAAUUAAUGGGCCGUGCUGGACUAUUUGCCUCUUAUAUACUCAUGAAGACUUAGAAUUUGAAAAUAUUUAUUAGAUAUCCGCUUAACACUAACACCAAGUUGACCAGGUUGACUCUUGAGUUUAUUGAUGCCUUUUCCAGCCAGAAGAGAUGGAAGAGCCUCAGUUUCAUACCCUGUGUAGACACUACCUUCCCAUCUGCAUUUGAAAACAGCUCAUUUGGUUUGUAUUGAUUCGACCAACACUAUCUACACAUGUCCCAUGACAAUUGUUUGUUAUUUGUUAAGGCAAAGUAUCCCUCUGGUGGGCAUGUGUUUCUGUUAGAAUGUACUCUCUUAGGUUGCUAAAUAAAGUCCACAGGGUACCCCUCCCCUUUUAGUUUGGUUCAUUGGUCCUAUGCCUGUGCUGCAGAGAGGCCCUUAGAGGAUUCAUGGUCCCUCUGUCUCAUGGCCACCCUUCAGGUAAUUGAGAACAGUUACUCUCUUUCCCAGGCAGUUCCUCCAACUGCCCUUCAUAUAUCAUGACUUCAGAUCCAUUUCAACUUGACUGAAUGUUAAACAGGCAGAACCCUUGAUGUCAAGGGACUGUCUUCAUCCUACAUGUAGAGAGGUGUGUGGACACUUAAGUGAUACGUUUUCUCAAAAAUAUAUUCAAGAUAUAUGUUUAUUCUACUAUUGUAAAUUUCAAUAAAUAAACAAAUAAACAAGUGAAUAAAAUAAGAAUACAUGACUUCCUUCUGUGGUCCAGGCUAGUGCUGGAGUCAUCUUCAAUCUUUUCCUUAUGUUGGAUUCAAACCUGACAUUUCCAUGGAAAACAGAUCUGCCUUUCCUAUCAUUCACCCACUAAUUUAUUCAGUCAUUCAAACAUUCAUAGAGUAGCCACUAGUGUGUGGCAUAGCAUUGUCUCACCUACACAAAGACAACUGAAGCAUAUGUGCUUAGAAGUUUCUCUCUGAUCAUACCCUUAAAGAUAAUAAUUAUGACAUUUCCCCCCAGAUUAAUUUUCCCCAGACCCACUUACUUUGCCUCUUAUCCAUAUGUCUACACUAUCAAAAAUCAGGUGAGCAAAUUGAUAUGUCCUAUGGUCUGGAUGAAACUGUGAUAAGAAGUGAAGUGGCUUAGUAUUUUUCAGAUAUUUUUUGUUUGUUUGUUUGUUACUCAACAAAUCUGCAAACAAGAUAGCAGUCUGAAUCUGGGGCCUGUGACAGCCCAGGUUUGAUUAUCUUGUUGCUUGGUUCACUAGACUUGGCUUUUCACCAUAAUAGCUGAGAAGAGAGUGGGUGCAAAUGUCAAACAGUGAAGUGAUCCAGCUGGCUUUCACAGGGAGAGCUGUGCUCUCUUCUGAAUGAAACUGAAAUACAUGAGUUUCCUUAGAGUAACUAACCCCCGAGUAUCAGCACUUGUGAAGUAGAACUUGGACCACCAAAACACCUCUUUUCAGAUACACAUAGCACAUAGCUUUCCCCAUUUUUAUUUUGGUAAUUUUAGACCUAUGGAAAAGCCAAGUGGUACAAGAACAAUGUCUCUGCACACUUUGCUUAGAUACAUUUACUUUUGGAAUUUGUAUCUCUCUUUCUGUCCAUGUCACACCACAUGACACAUCACACACACACACACACACACACACACACACAUACACACAUACACAGAGACAUACACGUGCGUGCACACACACUACCUUCUUGUAUGAUUGUACCAUUAAAAAUUCAUUUUCUGCAUACAACACUUCAUUUAUAAAGAUGAGCUACUAUGUCAAGGAGCAAAGGCAUUUUCUACAAGUCUGUAAUACUUUACGAUAAUACGUAGUAAUCCUUAUUACAGUUUCUCUACUUUAAGAUAUGCUUUGUGUGUGUGUGUGUGUGUGUGUGUGUGUGUGUGUGUGCCUUUACCUUCAACCUAGUGCCCAAAAGAUGACCACAUAGGCAUUUUAGCUUUGUAUCUUCUUGAUCUGGAACAGGUUUUUCAUUCUCUUAUUCCCCCUUUGGUCCUCACUGUAUUGACAUUUCUGAAGAGCUCAGGUCAGUUUUGUAGAAUGAGUCAUAACUUGGAUAAGUCCUGUUAUCUUCUCGUUGUAAAUCUCAGGAUGAGCUGGUUUUGUGGCUAUAGCUUAUGAGUGAUGGUGUGUUCAGAUCGUGGAUGGAGUGGGAGUGGAUCACCUACAUUCUUGCUUCAAUUUUUCUUUUGUUUUCUCAGGCAGAGGUCAGCAGAUCAUGGCCCAUGGGCCUGAUUUAACCCCCUGCCUAUUUGCGUUUGUCCUGGGAAUUAAGAAUGACGUUUACUUUUUUAUGUGGCUGAAAAACAAUAAAAAGAAUGUUUUUGUGAUUAGUGAAAGUGACAAGAAAUGAAAAUGUUUGUGUCAGUGAAUAAAGCCUUCUUGGAACACAACCUCACACUUGUUUACACUAGAUUUGCACUAGAACUGCAGUUACUUAGCACAGUAUGUCUGAGAUGUUUUCAUAUAUGACCCAUUGGAAACUCCCUUCUGAUCUAUGAUCUAUGGAAUUAAAACAUCUGAUACCAUUCUAUAAGAGGCCAAUAGACUGCAAAGUCAAUGGGACAUAGGACAUGCAAGCUUUUCUUUCUAGUUUUUUCACAUGAUCAGUUUCAUUUCCAUGAAGAGAUCCAUUGACAUUCUUUUUUAUUUUUUUGUUUUUCGAGACAGGGUUUCUCUGUGUAGCCCUGGCUGUCCUGGCACUCACUUUGUAGACCAGGCUGGCCUCAAACUCGGAAAUCUGCCUGCCUCUGCCUCCCAAGUGCUGGGAUUAAAGGAGUGUGCCACCACCACCUGGCUCCAUGGACACUCUUAAGUCACAGUAUACUGUUAUUUUCUAAGACAGAGGUCAGCCAACUAUAGCCAUGGACCAAAUAGAUCUUUACUUUUGACUUGUAAUUUUAGAAAAAAAUAAAGUGUACUUUGUUUUAUAAACAAAAAGAUUGUUCUACAUCAUUAACCUAAGGAUUUGAAUUUAGUUAGUUACAGAUUGGAUAUUACUGAUUGAUUUGGAAUUUAGUCAGUUACAAAUUGGAUAUUUAGUGCAACCAAGACCACAAGAAAAAUUGGUGCACCAUAAACUCAAUGUACCAAUAAAUUGAGACCUUUUCUCUAAAGCAGUGUUAAGCCAGGUUAUUUCACUAUUAUGAUUAUUUAUUUAUUUGUUUUUCAACCCAAACAUUAACACACACACACACACUCACACACACACACAUUUUCAUUUCCUGGUCAUAUAUAAAAAGUUUCAUAAGCCAAGGAAAUAGCUAUUCCAUUGAGAUCCUGUUGUGGUUGUGAGUAGACACUCUCAUUGAGUAGAAGAGUUCAAUGAAAUUAGUCCUGUAGUUCAUCCAUUGAUUUGAUGCAGGCAGCUCUGUCACAUGUACAGCAAGAUAAUGGUCAAGCAAAUCCAUACAGAUGCUUCUUUUAAAACAGCUACAUGCUUUCCACACAGCAAUUACUUCUGCAUUUGAGACUUGCCACCCAUUUGCUUGUCCAAAGGAAAAUGAUAUGCUAUACAUAGAUCAGGUCCAUGAUAGGUUUCUUGAGCAAUGGCAUGCUGAUUAGUAAUGCCUGGAGACCAUCUGACUCUCCCUUGUGGACUCCCACCAAAGCAGAAAGUAUGCAGUUUGUUCCUCCUUGUGCUUUGAAAUUAAUCAGAGCUUGCAUAAUGCAACCUUCCUUCGGUUCUUUUCCAGGCAGCAUGCAUGCAAAACUUGGAUGGUGUCCACACAUGUGAGAUUGUUUUAGUUCAGUAUGACUGUUACAAGAAAAUACUUUACUCUGGGAAAUUUGCAAACAAGAAAAUUUGUAGCAAGACAAUCUGGAAGCUGAGGAGACCAAGAUUGGGGCAACAGAAGAUUCAGUGUCUGGUGAGAUCCUUCGCUCUGUUUCAUUGAUGGGUAUUCUCUGUGCUUCCUCAUAGCAUGAGGUGCUGAACAAGCAUCCCCCACCCCCAGCCCUCUAUGGGCAGUUAUCUCCUUCACAACUUAUUCACCUUCUAAAGACUCUUAUUAAUUCUGUUGCACUGGGGACUGGGUUUGAACAUGGGAAUUUAGGGAUACAGACAUUGAAAACACAGCACAGGCAUUUGCAGGCAUUAGGGCAAUUGCCAAUAAGCAGUUUCCAGUGAAGAGUCUACUUGGCUCUCUUCUCUCCAUGCAAGAAAGGGAACAACACAGUUGAUUAGAGUGAUAUGGUUUUAAAGGCAGUUUAAGAACAUUCUAAUUUGUUUUUUAAAGUUCUUUUUAAAGUUUUGUAUGUUAUGAUUGAUUAACAACCUUGUGACAUCAUAUUUAAGACACACUAAAUAGGAGAUGCCCCAAAGCACAGAGAAUGAGCCCUAUGCAAAACACUGUCUGAGCAGCCCCAGUUUAUCCACAACCGUGAGGAAUUUGAACUGUGGGGAGUAAGCUCUUCAGAAAAAAAAAAUAGAGCAUUAAAAACAGAGAUGUGAAGCAUUGUGAAACUUGGACUUCAUGACCCUGGGAAAUGGCCAGUCCAGGCAGUCUGGUCUCGGGAACCUCACCCAGCAUGAACUUUGGAGGCAGAAGACGAUAGAGAUGUCCCAGGUGUGCCCAGAGUCCCACACAUCUCACCAGCUAAGCUGCUGAGCUCAUCAGCCCUCUACUGUGCAGCUUUCCUUCAUUCAUGUAGCUUGGGGAAGUUUGACUGGAAGCCUCAGGAAUAAAUUUGGAUAUUUUUCCAUAUCAUAAGGACAUGCAACAAUACGGCUUAUUAAUUUAAGUACAAAUGAGUAAUAUAGUCUAAUCUAAACUGUGUUAAAAUUAUGAAAACUUUUCUUUGUAUUCUAUCUACCAUUUAAAACAAAACACCAUAAACAAAUGGGGGGUAUUAUAGAUGUAAAGUGUUAUUCAGCAAGAUUUAUUCAAGGUCUUAAAUGAUUCAGGCAUUAAGAACAUAAAAAUACUCACAAUCCUCUGUAAACCCCAUAUUCCCUAACCGCUGGUUUAUAAAAACAUCCGGGGCUAGAGAAUUCGUCUGGCUCUACUAGUUGGUCGUGUUACUUUAAACUAAGUCAGAAUUUUGAAGCAAAUCAUUCCUUUUGUGUGUAUUUCCUGGCAAACGCGUGUCAUUUAUUUUAAAGAAUCUCCGAAUAAAAAGCCAAAUUGCUGGAA